AUGGACACACAGAUCAUUCAAGCCAUUGCCGACACCAAAGCUGGUAUUGUUGACCUCAAACAAAGUAUUAUCGAGGCCAAAGCACGUCAAGACGAGGCAGCUAAAGAGGUUAAACGCAUCGAAAAGGAUAUGCAUGACUUCAACAAUAACAAGGACAGCAAGCUUGUUGAGCUACAAACAGCGCUUGACAAGCUCAAGAAGUCGCUGAGCAAGAACUCUGCUUCUAUCAGGCCGUUGCAGCAAGAAGUGAGAGACGCCAUGCUCGAGGCGGAGCAAUGUGGCAGUGACCUUGCAGCCGCUCAAGAGCAGUUCCAGGAUGCAGAAGUUAACCUCAAGACGCAACAAGAGGAGCUGAAGUCAUUGAUGACGGAGGGUCAAGCUGUCAAGAACGCACACGACUACGCUCAAGCACAAUUAGAUGAUGAGCGCAAGAAGCUUUCUGGCUACGAUACCGAGCUUGCGGACCUCGAAGCAGCCUCACGAUCCAAAUCCGCACAAAUCACGGAGGAAGCGCUUGAGGCACAGAAGCUUGGUCACCAGAUUGAUAACUUCUCAAAGCAACAGCAAGCGGCUCGCCAAACGCUACAGACCAUGGANAAAGAACACGAGUGGAUCGCCGACGAAGUCGAGUCUUUCGGUCGACCCAAUACUCCGUACGACUUCAACGGUAUGAACAUGGCCGAGAGCAAACGCUCGCUUGCUGGUCUAAGUGAACGCUUUCAAGGCAUGAAGAAGAAGAUCAACCCCAAGGUCAUGAACAUGAUCGACAGCGUUGAGAAGAAGGAAGCAUCUCUGAAGAACAUGAUGCGCACAGUCAUCCGUGACAAGAAGAAGAUUGAAGAAACCAUUGCUCAACUGGACGAGUACAAGAAAGAAGCCCUGCACAAGACAUGGAGCAAAGUCAACGUCGAUUUCGGCAACAUCUUCAACGAACUGCUACCAGGCGGCAACACAGCAAAACUCGACCCACCAGAGGACAGCGGCGACAUCUCCAAAGGUUUGGAAGUCAAAGUCUGCCUGGGCAAAGUGUGGAAACAAUCCCUUACCGAGCUUUCCGGUGGCCAGCGUUCGCUCAUUGCUCUGUCGCUCAUCCUUGCUCUCCUGCAGUACUCACCUGCACCCAUGUAUAUUCUUGACGAAGUCGAUGCUGCGUUGGAUCUUUCGCACACACAAAAUAUUGGUCGCUUGAUCAAGACGAGGUUCAAGGGCAGUCAGUUCAUUGUUGUCAGUUUGAAGGACGGCAUGUUCCAGAAUGCCAACAAGAUCUUCAAGACAAGAUUUUCGGAUGGUACGUCGGUGGUUCAGGUGCUCACGCCAGGGGGAUCUGAAGUAAGAGAAGGUUGCCUUCCUUACCCCCCUCGCAGCCUAAAGGUGUUCUUCUCGUAUUGUCAAUUGGGUCUCAUGUCUUUGGAUGUUUAUCUCCCUUUCCAUUUGGAUUAUGGGUUUGGUUGUUCUUGCUGGGUGUUGAAAGGGCUGGGAGUUUGCUUUUCGGGUUUGAAGAGUUCAUGA
This is a messenger RNA of Aureobasidium musti, 1509 nucleotides long. NCBI's taxonomy places the organism in Eukaryota, Fungi, Ascomycota, Dothideomycetes, Dothideales, Saccotheciaceae. The record is from the annotation of a GenBank genome assembly.